AUGUUGAUUGGAAUUAGUGGAACAAUAUCCUCUGGCAAGGCUGAGGUUGUGCGUUAUCUCACUUUUCAAGGGUUUGAGAUAAUCCAAUUGGCAUCUUCGUCGUUCUCCAUUUCAACUAAGGCAAAGAAUUUCGAUGUCCACAAACUGUUUGAGACGAUUGAUGAGCUCGUCGACUUCGUCACCUUGAACUGGCGACGCAACUUUGUCAUCAGCCACAUGGAUAACCCUGAUUUGGUUGAUAUCCUCCACAAACGACCGUUUUUCUUGCAAGUUCUGGUUGAUGCUCCCAUCAAGAUGCGCUAUGAGCGGUUCGUCGCCUCGGGAGCCAGCUGCACACUAGAGGAGUUCAUCAAGCUUGACGACGACCUUCUUUACUAUGGCAAGACGCCGUUGAUUCAGAUCAUUCAUCAAGCUCACGUGGAUAUUGUCAACACCAGUGCGUCGGUGCGAGACCUUUACGUUAAGCUUCUGGAGCUCAAUUUGCUAGACAAGGAGAGACUCCGUCCCACCUGGGAUCUGUACUUCAUGCGAUUGGCCGACUUAGCCGCCUUGAGAUCUAAUUGUAUGAAGCGUCGGGUGGGGGCGGUCAUUGUGAGACUGCUGAGAGUGGUAGCCACCGGGUAUAAUGGUACCCCGCGCCAUCUAACCAAUUGUAACGAAGGAGGGUGUGAUCGGUGUAAUAAAGGGCCGGGUCUGGGAGCGGGCUUGAGUACCUGUCUUUGUUUACACGCGGAAGAGAACGCUUUACUAGAGGCCGGUCGCGACCGUAUCGGGGAGGAUCUGGUGCUCUACUGCAACACAUGCCCGUGCUUGACUUGCAGCAUCAAGAUCGUACAAAGCGGGAUCAAGGAGGUGGUUUAUGCGCAAAGCUAUCUGAUGGACGAGGCCACGCAUCGGGUCAUGAAGGAAGCGAAGGUGGUGCUCAGGCAAUUUCAGCCGCCACGCGACGAAUUGUUUGUUUAG
Diutina rugosa is the source of this 963-nucleotide messenger RNA. Its product is annotated as deoxycytidine monophosphate deaminase. The record is from RefSeq and is a predicted model, not a curated record. Gene Ontology annotation, molecular function: zinc ion binding; hydrolase activity. The coding region runs from base 1 to 963 and encodes 320 amino acids. The transcript has a single exon. NCBI's taxonomy places the organism in Eukaryota, Fungi, Ascomycota, Pichiomycetes, Serinales, Debaryomycetaceae.